AUGUACCACUCACAGCUCUCAAUCCGCAGUUUCACCUUUGUUGUCGAUGCUCCUCGCCUCGGCCCUAACACAAUGUACCGAGUCCCCCAUGCUACCCCCUGGCGUUGUACUGGCACCUCUAUAGAUCCCAUUCCUCAUAUCAAGCUCAAUGUUCUUACACCUGCUCCUAUGGAAUCUCCACCCACUCAAAGAAACUGGUUGACAUUUGAGGGUCCCAUCACGGGUGUCAGCUCCACGGGGGUCAUUGAGAUUCAGACCACUUCCUCUAACUACUACUCUGAUAUCCCACUCAGUUACCGGGUCCCUUACCUUGAGGUUUGUGGUCAUGUCACCAUAAUCGAAGUUGUAUCAAGUACCCAAGUCACCGUCUCAAACCCCGCAGCACCA
Messenger RNA from Puccinia graminis f. sp. tritici CRL 75-36-700-3, 387 nucleotides. RefSeq lists its product as uncharacterized. The record is from RefSeq and is a predicted model, not a curated record. NCBI's taxonomy places the organism in Eukaryota, Fungi, Basidiomycota, Pucciniomycetes, Pucciniales, Pucciniaceae. The annotation marks the transcript as partial. The transcript has a single exon.